ACUAAACAAAACAAUAACAAUGAACUCAAACUCGACAAAAUAUUGCUGUAGGACGUGUCUCGAGCAGAAAAACGACUUAAUGUCCCUCUAUUCUGUUGAUGUAACAUCAGGAAUGCAAAUUUGCGACAUGAUUUUACAGACGUCACAAGUUCAAGUUUUCAAUAAAGUUAAUGCACCGUCUUCUAUCUGUGGGGAUUGUCGUUACAAACUAAAUAUAGCUUUUCAAUUUCAACAACAAUGUAAAAACUCCGAUCAAAAACUUCAAGAAUUUCUUAGAACUUCAAUUCCUGAUCAAGGUGAGCCGAAUGUGGAUGAGCGAGAUAUUCAAGCGGCAGUUCAAGAGUUCUUCGGUAAUGAAGGAGAUGAGCAAGAUAUAAACUAUCAACCAUUAGUUUUAAACAAUGAUAUUGACACCAAUAUUAAAUCCACUGAUUAUCUCAACAUUGAUCGAGCGUGCUUAGAUUUAAAUUCUGGAAAUUUAUUAAAAAAAGUUGUAAAGAAAGUUAAAGCAAAGACAAAGCCAAUCAAAGACAAACUUCAAUUGGAUGAACUUCUAAAGACUCACAAAGAAAAAAUGAAGAGUGAAAAUGCAUCAAAAAUUCAAAUCUUCAAGCAAAAGAGAAGAAAAAAAGUUGCGGAUCUGGCGCAACCUGAACAAUGUUUCCAAUGUGGGAAAAUAUUUCACUACAAAGGUUACAUGGAGCUUCAUUUACGCACUCACUCGAACUACAAAGCAUAUGAAUGCAAUACGUGCCAUAAAAAAUUCACACAAAUCUCAAAUCUAAAUCUUCAUUUAAGAACGCAUACGAAAGAAAAGCCGUUCGCAUGUGAACGAUGUCCGAAGCUCUUCAGCACAUCCAGCAAUCUAAAAGUGCAUCUUAAGAUUCAUACAGGAAUUAAAGAUCAUUCGUGUGGAUUGUGCAGCAAAGCUUUCAAAACUGCUUCCGAAUUGAAGUCACAUGAAGGAACGCAUUCGCAAGUUAAAAGUAAAAUUUGCAAGAUUUGUGGAAAAUCUUUCUACAAAACAGCUUAUUUAAACGUUCACAUCAAGAAUGUACAUUAUGGAUUGAAAAAGUAUAAAUGCGAUAACUUUAACUGUAACAAAGUGUUUUCAAAUAGCAGCAAUCUUAUUGCACAUCGAAGAAUUCAUACUGGCGAGAAGCCUUAUAUUUGUAAACGCGAAGGUUGCAACGCAAAAUUCAACCAAAGUUCAUCAAGAGCUCGACAUAUGAAAUCACACAAUAAAAACAGUAAAUUUAAAAUGUCACCCGAUAAGGUGAAGGAUAAAGAACAAAUGAAACCUGCGAAGAAAUGUUCGUACAUUAUUCCUGAACUUUUGAAAGAAAAUUCACCGACUGAAGCACAAGUUUGCAUUUCUGAACAAAAUCGAUCACCGCAAAGCACAUCGAAUUGUCUGCAGCAACAAGAUCCAUUACAAAAUUCAACAAACACUUCUUAUUCAGUGACUCAACAAUCUUUAUUGCCAGAGGCCUUAAACCCAAUGAAUCUCAUCAACAACACUACAUCAACUCCAACCUUCAACGCAAUUUCAACGCAUUCAGCUUCAUCUUUACUUCUUUCUCUACCAACACAUCACGAUCCACCUCAAUUAUCAGAUCAUUCAAUUCAUCAUUUCUCAAACUUUGAAACAACAACUUACUUACCAGCUACAUCAAAUAUUCUUCCACCAAACAGCUUCAACUUCAUUAUGAGUGGAUUGGACUUUUCAAAAAAUUCAUUAAAUGGUGAACCGACGUACAUUGAUUAUUGAAAUGUUUCCGGGAAUUCCCAAAUGUUUGGUUUGAAUUCUAAAUUUCUUAAUUUUCGCAUAAUUCAAACUUUCCUUGAACCUUAAAAAAAUAUUUUAAAA
Clunio marinus is the source of this 1870-nucleotide messenger RNA. The record is from the annotation of a GenBank genome assembly. Lineage: Eukaryota; Metazoa; Arthropoda; Insecta; Diptera; Chironomidae.